AUGGAGGGACGCGGGAUCGCGCCCGGCCCCGCCCGCGGGGGCCGAGGGCGGCGGGGCCGGGGUCGCGGCGGGGCCCGGGGCCGGGGCCGGGCUGCGGAGCGGCUGCCGCGGGCCCCCGAUCCCGGCCCGGCCCCGGGCCCCGGCCCCGGCGGGCCCGGCCCCGAGGAGGAGCGGCUGCUGCGGGCCCUGGGGGCGCUGAGCCUGCGGCCCCCGCGGGACGGAGGGAGGCUGGUGCUGCUGCGGGGGCUGCCGGGCGCCGGCAAGAGCACCCUGGCCAGACAGCUGAAACGUGACAACCCCACUGCUGUAGUCCUUAGUACUGAUGACUUCUUUAUUGAAAAUGGUGUCUACGUCUUUGAGCCUGAUUUCCUAGAGGAUGCACACAAGUGGAACCAGAAAAGAGCACGCAAAGCAAUGAAGAAAGGGAAAAGCCCGGUUAUUAUUGAUAACACCAACAUCCACGCUUGGGAAAUGAAGCCGUAUGUGAUGAUGGCACAUGAAAAUAGAUAUGAAGUUACAUUCCAAGAACCAGAUACACCCUGGAAGUUCAAUGUUCAAGAGCUGACAAGAAGAAAUAUUCAUCAUGUCCCUCGGGAAAAGAUACAACGGAUGAAAGAACAAUAUGAGCACAAUGUCACCUUCCACAGUGUUCUCCGGUCUGAAAAACCAAGCAGGGAUGAGGGAAGCUGCAGUGGAACAAGUGCAGCUUAUGGGACAGGUCCCCAUCCCACCCACCUUCCUGCCUUCCCAAGGAGGAGACCGGGCUUGGCACGUACCAACGUGACAUUUAACUGAAGAUGUGCAUUCCUUGGUGUUCUAAUUAUCAGGGUACAAGAGUCUCUAGUUUUACAUUUUUUUCUAAACUGUUUUUUAUUUUUGUGUUUUUCUACUAAAUUCCUAAAUUUUAUUUCUUACAAAUCUUUAAAUGGCAUUGGACCAUGCUCUCACAGCUCUACAUGACCACUGUAAGAGCACUGAAGAACACUGUACCCAGUACAAACUGUACUCUGUCUCAUCCCUCUUCCUCCAUGAAAAUCCAUCCAGGCAUAUGUGAAAUGUACUGGGCUCUACCACAUGCCACAUUUUGGGUAUUUUUUUCUGCAUCACAGUCUGACACUAGCAGUAAACAUUCCUAAUUUAUUUCUGUCUUAAAGCCAUUGUGGCCAAUUCUUUCCCCACACAAUUGGCAUUUCUUGCCAUUUUACUGCUUUAUAUCUGACUGUAUAAACUUUUUGUAUCUACUGUUAAUGCCUAGAGCAUUACUGUAACUUUCAGAAGCAAAGUGAAUGAUGGCAAAAGUAGCUCAACAGAUUUUAGCAAGAUUGAUGCUGUUCCCUUUCUCCACUGACUGGAUUCAUGCUGCCCUUACCUUAAACACAAACAGCUUCUCCAGCCUGCAAGCAAAACACUUCAACAAAGCAAACUUAGCUCUUCAUCUUGCCAAGACAUAGGAGUUCACUGAUCCCAAGAUGGAGAGGCUCCUGAAAUGAAACAUUAGUGUUAGGCUUGUGCUUGUUACCUCCUAAGUGGGAACAGGGCUACAGGAGCAGCUCUGAACAGAUGAAGCAAAAACACAGACCAAGGAGCUAUUUAAUAAUAACUCUGCAUGGCAUUUUGCUGUGAGUCAAAUAAUCAUAGCUGUUCUUUAAACCUCCCUUAGUGCUAUAUGGAAAGUCUGAGGAGAAAAGUACAAGAACUGUGCCAAAAUAGCAGAGCAACAUUUCAGAAUUAAAGUGUUCUGUUUGCUGAAAAUAAGAGAACUCUUUAUUAUGUCCUGUGCCACUUUGGACAGCCAAACAACUAUUCUAAUGUUGCAGGGGGUAACAAAACUGAUGGCUUUAGACUGAAACAAAGAUCCUGCUGUAAUGUAAGAACACAGAAUCAAUGGCUUACAGAAUGUCAUCAAACCCUCAGCCACACUGAUGUUAUUGUACAAUACAUCUUUGUGAGAAGUGUUUACAUACUAAACUUCAAACUGUUUUGCAAAUGAAGUGUUAUUUAAUGAGUCUGUUUUUGUAAUAGAACUUUAUUAAAUACAAUCAAGUUUUAAUGUACAAAGUGUAAAAAUAAUUUGAAUUUGAAAUAUAUACAAUUCUGUACAUGUGCAUUA
Zonotrichia leucophrys gambelii is the source of this 2110-nucleotide messenger RNA. RefSeq names its product NEDD4 binding protein 2 like 1 (gene N4BP2L1). The transcript has 5 exons. NCBI's taxonomy places the organism in Eukaryota, Metazoa, Chordata, Aves, Passeriformes, Passerellidae. The record is from RefSeq and is a predicted model, not a curated record. Bases 1 to 795 code for a protein of 264 amino acids.